Messenger RNA from Saccharomyces mikatae IFO 1815, 1185 nucleotides. RefSeq names its product Bop3p (gene BOP3). The record is from RefSeq and is a predicted model, not a curated record. Bases 1 to 1185 code for a protein of 394 amino acids. The transcript has a single exon. NCBI's taxonomy places the organism in Eukaryota, Fungi, Ascomycota, Saccharomycetes, Saccharomycetales, Saccharomycetaceae.
AUGAGUACAUUUAACAGUUACAGCCAGGCAAAGGAGAGCAACGACAACAGUCAUAAUAACAUCAGUAGAAACAAAUCGCUGUUAGAUAUAAUAUUCGGUACUAAUGUAUCGGAGUGGGCUUUCUCUGAAAACGCUUUAAUGAAAGCUAUGGAUUUAAAAAUAGAACAAGAAAAAACCAAGCAGCAAUACUAUAGACUUGAAAAUCUGAAUCGUUCGAUAGAAUUGUUCAAGCUUGCUUCCACCUCAGGUGUGCCCAUAAAUCAAAUACAUAAACUAUUCAAUACGGACCAUGGCGCACCAACACCUUCACCAAUGAAAGCGGAUGGCAACCAAGCGCACAACAACACAGAAGGGGCACGAUCUUCAGAGCAACUGCCCAAAUUAAAUGGCUCUAUCAAAUCUUUGAAACCUUUAAACAUGAACACAGUAUCUCCAACACCAAUGAGUCGACAGCCUUCUCCAUACAAAUUCCCAGCAGGACCUUCUGUCAAUGGCUUACCGCAUCCAACAACCAUGAGAGCUCAACGAAGAGCUAACUCUCCUGCCAGAAUAGGCGCAUCCGCAGUGGCUGCAUUGAAUGAUAAUAUUUCCAUAAAGGAGGAAGAUGUGGCUAAGCGGAUCCCUUCGGGUUCGAAAUCACAAGAAUCACCUCUAAACAAAAAGUCAGCUUCACUUCAUAGCCGUAACCUGUCACUUCCAAUAGGAAAGUUUACCAAUCCUAAUAUUCCCUCUACAAUGACAUCCAUACUGAGUUUCAAUAGAGAUCAGCAGCAACCUCCAUCACAACCACCUUCCCAACAGCAACAACAAGACCUUCAUACGCACAACUUAAACACUUUACCAAAAAAACCUGGAAUGGUUCAAAAAAAACACAGGCGUGCAAGAUCAACAUCAUCUUUUGGAGUGAUUGAUUUAAGCAUUAUUGAUGAAGCAAAGGAAAAACAUCUACAAAGAUCGACAUCUCCCGUACACUCCAACAUGGCAGCGGCACUCACCUCACAGGGCCAACCAAGCGAACCAGAUAUGAAGGAACAAUCGACUAUGCCGCAAUCAGUUCGUGAAGGACGUCAAAUGCAUGAUGACUUGGAUGAUAGAACAUGUAGUGAGAGCAGCAGUAGAAACGAUAGCCCUGUGAGGACCUUCACGAAGGAUAAUUCUGUGGGCAAGAUCUUAAAUAGUACUUGA